This is a messenger RNA of Lampris incognitus (smalleye Pacific opah), 1049 nucleotides long. RefSeq names its product claudin 10e (gene cldn10e). The record is from RefSeq and is a predicted model, not a curated record. The transcript is spliced from 5 exons. NCBI's taxonomy places the organism in Eukaryota, Metazoa, Chordata, Actinopteri, Lampriformes, Lampridae. Gene Ontology annotation, molecular function: structural molecule activity. Gene Ontology annotation, biological process: bicellular tight junction assembly; cell adhesion. Bases 1 to 1002 code for a protein of 333 amino acids. Gene Ontology annotation, cellular component: plasma membrane; bicellular tight junction.
AUGAAGAUCCGUGUGGUCCAGAUCUGGGGCUUCCUCAUGUCAGUGCUGGGCUGGAUCUUCGUUGCCUGCACCAUGGCCAUGGAGGGCUGGAAGAUCACCUCCAUCGGGGGAAUGGGAGGCUCCUCCAUCAUCAAGGUGGCCUGGUACUGGUCCAGUUUGUGGAGGUCCUGCUUCACCGACUCCACCGCUGUCACCAACUGCUACGACUUCCCUGUCCUCUGGUCUGUGGAGGGCCACAUCCAGAUAGUGCGCGGCCUGCUGAUGGGGGCUCUGUCGGUGGGGAUGCUGGGCUUUGUGCUGGGUCUGUUGGGCAUGGAGUGUACGUACCUCGGCGGGAAAGACCAACCCAAGUACAGGAAGAUCUACUGCGGGGGAUGCUGCCACAUAAUCAGCGGUUUGCUGUCCACUGCAGGUUACGCUGUUUAUGCACAGUAUGUCUCAGGAGAAUACUUCAACCCUAACUUUGAUGGGCUGACGUUUGACCUGGGCACUCCGCUGUUCCUGGGCUGGGUGGGCUCUGCCUUUCAUAUGACUGGGGGCUUCUUCUAUCUGUGGUCGGUGUGCAAGCCACUCUGUGGAGGAGAUGAGAUUACAAUUGUCGUCCCUGCUCCCGCUGAAGUGGAUCAGACCACCAAGCCCUCCUCCGCCGCCUUAUCUACAGUCUCAGAGAUCACCUCCAAGACCAAAGUGUCGUCCAUCUCCGAGCUGUCGUCCAAGUUCACGCCCUCAGAUGUAUCUGACAUCUCCUCGAGGUCGGAGCACACGUCUAAAUCCGGACGUUCAAGCAAAUCGAGGCGUUCGUCGAGGUCGGGCCGAUCAUCCAGAUCCAGUCGCUCGGGGGGCUCGAGGUCCAGGUCAGGAUCAGAGUCUGGUCGCUUGUCGCGGUCCAGCGGGUCGGCCCGUUCUGAGUCGAGGAGCAGCGGCAGCAGUCGCACCGUGUCCUCUCUCUCCAGCAGGUCACGGAGUGAGAGAGGACAGUUCAUCAGAAACUCCUAUAUUUGAAUGGGAGGAACCGAUCUAGCCAGGCAUGGCUGUUGAUAGACAGAGGG